AUGGCACGCCUACUGUUCGUCGUGUCGUUCGCCGUCCUGCUGGCGGUGGCGUCCGCAGGACAAUCCGUCGUGACGGGACCCAACAACCCCCCGGUCAACCUGGACAAUGCAAAGGGCGCGAAUGGCGUGGCUACGGAGGUCCCUCCUGGCAUUGAGAAGGCGGCAGCCGCCGGCGGGCUUGACAAGUAUGAGGGCACGACCAUUGCGAGCCUUUAUAGCGCGCGCUUCACUUGCCUCCCCGCGCGGCCUCCUCUCACCUCCCCGCGCAUCCUCCUCUCGCCGCCUCACGCGUGCUUCUCUCGCCUCCCCGCGCUAACUCCUCUCGCCUCCCCUCGUGUGCACCUCUCACCCCCCCUCUACCGCCCCUCUUGCCUCCCCGUGCAGCCUCCUCUCACCUCCCUGCGCGUGCUCCACUCGCCUCCCCUCGCGUGGUCCUCUCACCUCACCUUGUGUGCUCCUCUCGCCCCCCCACGCGUGCUCCUCUCUCCUCAUCUUGCGUGCCCCUCUCGCCUCCCCAUGCGUGCCCCUCUAAGAUGCGUGAGGGGCUUCACCUCCCGUCUCCUCACUGCCUCUCUUCGUCUCGCGACAGCCUCUGUUCGCGUCGCUGAUCGCAAAUAUUGCCCUUGGCCCCUGCUCACACUCUUGCAACGGCUGUGCUUCCGCAUCCCCUCUGCACGCCCUCUUUCCCCCUCUUCCACGCCCUCAUUUCCCACCCUGCUUGCCCACGUUUCCCCACCUUGCAGUCCCUCACAAGCCCUCGGUGGGGUGCUCCUCUCUCCUCACCUCCCGUGGUCCACUCUAACAGGGCAUGGUGCUCCUCUCCUCUCGCCUCCCGUGCUCCACUCUGGAAUGUGGGACGCUCCUCUCUCCUCACCUCCCGUGCUCCCCUCUGACAGGGGGGUGCUCCUCUCUCCUCACCUCCCGUGCUCCCCCCUGACAGGUGGGGUGCUCCUCUCUCCUCACCUCCCGUGGUCCACUCUGACAGGGCAUGGUUGUCAGAAUGAGGAAUGA
This is a messenger RNA of Closterium sp. NIES-65, 1011 nucleotides long. The record is from the annotation of a GenBank genome assembly. Lineage: Eukaryota; Viridiplantae; Streptophyta; Zygnematophyceae; Desmidiales; Closteriaceae.